AUGAAAAUGUAUGUUCUUUUGAUUUAUCUUGUUCUUUCAAAGAUCGAUGCGAUUCUUGUGACCAAGGUCCACCGAUCUGCAAUCUAUACUCCUAGUUCGGCUUGUGCUGCUCUUGGAAAUGUAACAUUGUCGCCCAUGAAUGCAUCGAUUCAAUCUUGCAUUUGGCAAUGUGUGCACGAGAGUCAGUGUCAAACGGCUGUUUACUUUCAUGACUAUCGGAACUGUUCGAUGUUUGGCGAACACUGUGAAGCAGGCAAUAUUAGCUCGUCUACAAAUAUUCGAGCAAGUACCAUUUGCUGUCGAAAAAAUGAUGAGUCAAACAUGCACUGUCCUUCCACCAUGAUAUCAACCGCGAUGCCAAUCACGACAAAUAUUCCUCAAACUUGGAUAACAACUGGAAGCAUGAGUUUUGAACGAAAGUUUCACACAGCGACCUUGUUACAAAAUGGAACAGUGUUAGUGAUUGGUGGGUUUGAUGGCAGCAGUUCUCUCAAGAGUGUGGAAUUGUAUGAUCCAUCAACAGGUAAUUGGGCAAAGGCUGGGGACAUGAAUGUCGCACGCUCUAGUCAUACAGCAACCAUAUUAUCCAAUGGAAUGGUGUUAGUAACUGGGGGUACUUAUCGCAAUAUUACUGAAUUGUAUAAUCCGUUCACAGGUAAUUGGACAGUGAGUGGAAAUGUGAAUGUUUCACGCUCUAGUCACACAGCAACCAUGUUAUCAAAUGGAAAUGUAUUAGUAAGUGGCGGAUGGAAUAGUUAUAGUGUUAGUCUCAAUAGUGCAGAACUGUAUGAUUCAUCGACAGACAGCUGGAAAAUGAUUAAAAACAUGAAUACUAGGCGGUGCUAUCAUACGGCAAGCCUCUUACCAAAUGGAACAGUGUUAGUGAUUGGUGGGUUUGAUGGCAACCUUUGUCUUAACACUGCCGAGUAUUAUUGA
Adineta ricciae is the source of this 936-nucleotide messenger RNA. The record is from the annotation of a GenBank genome assembly. Lineage: Eukaryota; Metazoa; Rotifera; Eurotatoria; Adinetida; Adinetidae.